GGGACUUCGACCACUGGGCACGGCUUUCCUUUGUUCGUCGGCGUCUGGGCGUCUGGUUCUCCCGGACUGGUGUAAAGCUAAGCCAUUAUGCCUCGUGGUCAGAAGAGUAAGCUCCGUGCUCGUGAGAAACGCCGCCGAAACAGAGGUGAGACCCAAGGUCUUGUGAGUGCUCAGGCCACCACAGGAGAGGGGGAAAAGGCCACUCCUUCUUCCUCUCCGGUUUCUGGGGAUGCUUCUUCAGGCUCCCCUGUUCCUGGCACUUCUCAGGAGCCUCAGAAAGGCUUGGCCACCACCAGUGCUGCUGCACAUGUUUCACGCCCAAGAUCUAAUGGAGGUGCCAAACGCCAGGUUAAGGAAAGGAAAAAUUCCUUCCAGGCCUCAACUUCCAUUGAGAGUGUUCGCAAAGAUCCUCUAACCAAGAAGGUGGGGAUGCUGGUGCAGUUCCUGCUGUAUAAGUAUAAAUUGCAGGAGCCCAUUAAAAAGGCAGACAUGCUGAAGAUCAUCCACAAAAGGUACAGGGAGCACUUCCCUGAGAUCCUCAGGAAAGCCUCUGAGCGCAUGGAGCUGGUCUUUGGCCUAGAAUUAAAGGAAGUCAAGCCCGGCGGUCACUCCUAUACCCUGGUCAGCAGCCUAGACCUCACCGCCGAUGGCCGUGUGAGCAGUGCCUGGGGCUUUCCUAAGAAUGGGCUUCUCAUGCCUCUCCUGGGUGUGAUCUUCUUGAAUGGCAACCGCACCUCUGAGGAGGAAAUCUGGGAAUUCCUGAAUAUUCUGGGCAUCCAUGAUGGAAGGAGGCACUUCAUCUUCGGGGAGCCCAGGAAGCUCAUCACCCAAGAUCUGGUGCAGGAAAAGUACCUGGAGUACCGCCAGGUGGCCAACAGUGAUCCUCCACGCUACGAGUUCCUGUGGGGCCCGAGAGCCCACGCUGAGACCAGCAAGAUGAGAGUCCUGGAGUUUUUGGCGAAGAUCCACGAUACAGUCCCCAGCGCCUUCCCUCCGCAUUACGAAGAGGCUCUGCGAGAUGAGGAAGAGCGGGCCCGAGCCAGAGCCACAGCUGGGGCUGCCUCUACUACCCGGGCCGGUGCACGUUCCCAGGCCAAGUCCGGCCUCUCCUCUCCUCCCUAGAGAGGGCUGAGGCAGAUUCUUUGCUUUGUAAUUGGAAAGGCCUGUUAACUAGUGUUCCUGAUAUGCACAAAUAACUAGCUAUCUUUUUUUUUUUUUUUACAUUUUUCAAGCAGUGUUCCUUUCAACAGAAAGUUUAUUUAGAUUCAGAAUAGAAGUUUAUGAAUAACAUGUAUCACACAUUUAUUGCUGUUUAUCAGGCUUAGGAAUAAGAGUUUUUGUUUUUGUUUUUGUUUUGUUUUAUUUUUAAAAUACAAAUCGGAACUCCUUAAAUCACUUUUGUGAUCCAGAAUAAGCUAAUAUAGCUUUAGGAUAGGAAUAUCCUUGGAAAUGUAAAAGAGUUCCACACUAAAACAGUUGUCACCAGAAGGUACAUAGGUAGAUAGAUAGAGUGAGUGAGUAAAAAUUGGUUAAUUCUUGGUUUGUCUUACUUUUGCUAAUUUAAAAGAUGCAUACCUCAGUUUGUUUAUGUUUGUUAAGAAUGUUUGAGAA
Molecule: messenger RNA, 1611 nt
Organism: Mustela lutreola (European mink)
Lineage: Eukaryota; Metazoa; Chordata; Mammalia; Carnivora; Mustelidae
Product: melanoma-associated antigen B2-like
Exons: 2
Coding region: 88-1122 (344 amino acids)
Biological process (GO): negative regulation of transcription by RNA polymerase II
Cellular component (GO): nucleus
Source: RefSeq, a predicted model, not a curated record